Pocillopora verrucosa is the source of this 1485-nucleotide messenger RNA. RefSeq names its product cyclic GMP-AMP synthase. The record is from RefSeq and is a predicted model, not a curated record. NCBI's taxonomy places the organism in Eukaryota, Metazoa, Cnidaria, Anthozoa, Scleractinia, Pocilloporidae.
AUUAUUUCCUCUGCUCGUUCGCUCGACUCUUUGUGGUUUAGACCUUGAUUUCUUACCAACAGACUGAAGCUUCUAAAACUCAGAUCAUGUGGCUUUGGAACUUGUUGUUAGGAGAUGCUACCUUAACGACAAAACUUCGUGAGUUUUUGGCUAAUCACGUAAAGAUUUCCGAAGCUGAUAUGACUCGCAGCAAAAAGCUGGUCAAGGACUUCAUUGAAAACCAGGUGAUGUGGUACUGUCGGAAGAAGUCUACUCUUCCGAUUCUGAGACUUGAAUAUACUGGCAGUGUUUAUGAAAGGCUGAAAACUGAAGCUGCCGAUGAAGUCGAUGUCAUGGUGGUUUUAAAAACUUCGACGCCAUGGUUAUGGGGCGAUCCAGAAGUCAUGGUCGAGGACUCGGAUGUACCAGGGUACGUCCAACUUAAAGCGAGAAGCGAUUCCAAAUUCCGCCGAUACGCAGGUCCUGAAGGUUACAUAAAUCCUGAACGUCUUCGUAAUGGCUGGUUCUACAGUCUCGUUGACAAAGCAGUUGACGACUUUAGAGCUAGAGUACCAAGAUCUGACUUGGACAUGAUGGUGCGCCAACACGGACCCGCUGUACAGGUAGACAUCUUUAAGAAGGAACCAUACGAAUAUCUCUUAUCUGUUGACCUCGUUCCUUGCUUUCAAAUCGGGUCGGAUAAUUACUAUGUGGCAAAGUCGUACAGUGGGAGACGAUUCGUCUCUAGUUCAGGUCUUCUCUGGAGGCAAUCGUUUUCUUUGAAAGAGAAGCAACUUCUCGAGUACAUGGAUAGAGAUCAUGGCUGUAGGCACGAACUCCUCAGAAUAGUAAAGACCAUCGUUAAUCGAGAAAGAUCCUCCCUUGGAAAAUUAGAGUCAUACCAUUUGAAGACAGCUUUCAUGCACUAUAUCAAAGAGAAGCGCCAUUAUUGGAAUACGCGAACAUCGCUUGGAGAUCACUUCGUUGGAUUUCUGGGGUACUUGCAAAACUCCCUUGAGGAAGAAAAUCUUCCACACUACUGGCUGGACGGCGUAAACAUUUUAGAUGACAUUGGCGGAGUAGUGAUUAGAAACAUGGCUGCUCGGUUGAGGAGAAUCCUAAAUAGUGAAGUAGAACGGAAUCAAAUUCUUUCAUAGACAAAUAGUCUCCAUCACCUAUCCUGAUACCAUACCUUUUGAAAGUCCAAGCGGAUCCAUGAUUUACAUUGCCAAGUUUCUGUCACAGAAAAGCUACUUGUAAACUAGGACAAAACUUACCUGAAAAAAUCGAAUUGUUGGGUAGGUUAAGGUUUUCCUAUAUUUUUUUCCACUGCUUUGUCUGUUUGUUUGGUUUUUUUUCUCUUGUUAUCCAUUUAUCUAUUCGUUUAUGUCAGGUCAUGUAUGAAUUUAUUAAUGCAAGCUGAAAAUUGUGGCGUUGAGUAUUUUUCCUCGUGUGAAUUUCAAAUGAGUUAUAUCAUUGCAAUUUUUAAUUUUAAAGGAAAUACAA